UCUGCGCUGGAGGUGGAGCUAAACUACAUCUAGAGAGUGGGCCAGGCAGACGGGGUCAGGGGUCAGGUUCAGGUGGGUGUCCUGCCCCAGUGUGGUCAAUUCACCCUCUCAGGGUCUUAGUGCUUUUGCUCCUCAGUGGAAGUGGAUGCCCACCUGACGUUGAGAGCACAGAGAGGGCUGGCACUGCAGUUGUGGUGGGCACAGCUUUCAUCAGCUCUUCUUUUCCCCUCCCAGCAGGACUUGCUGAUGUCCACCCAGCUGCCUAUCGAAUUGCCUUCAAGCUGAGGUCCUUGCAGAAGCUCUGCCAGUUGCACCUGGUAGACUCCUCCCUGAUUGACCAACUGCUGCAGGACCUGAGGUCACAUGUCCACCUGGAUGGUGCCAUCCCGACUGUCAUCACCGCGCCGGCCCUGCAGCUCCUGUUCCAAAGGGCUCAAGUGACACCGGGAGCAGCGGAGCACACCAGUCGCCUGUUAGCUGACAUGUUUGACCGGUGAGCCACCAGCCGCUUCUGUGAAGGAGAUCAAAGUGUGUGGGUGGGCAGCAGGAGUGACCAACGUGUGUCGCUUUGUGUCCAGGGAUCAAGCGGGGUCCUAUCCUCUGAGGUCAGUGGCCGUGGCUCUGAUGGCACUUUCGGCAGACCAAGUGUCCGUUAAAUUUGCAGGUGAGUCAGGUGGCCGUGGGUCUUGGUGUCACCCCACUGCCACCUCUGAGUUGGCUUUGUCCUUCUCAUAGGCCUCUUUGAAUUGGCCGUACAGGCCAGCGGUCAUCCCUGUGCUGGUGACAGGCGUGCAACUCGCCACGGUCUGAGAAACGUCCUGCAGGACCUGCAGCAGAUACCCAGGAUUGUCCAGGAGGACAGCGGCUUGGAGGAAGUGGACGUGGCCAUCAGGGACUGUUUCCAGGGGGAGCUGACCAGUGGGAUUGUGGAGGAGAAAUUUGCCUGCUGGCUUCACACUGACCCCCCUUGUGUCCGGUGGCUGCCCACUCUGUACCGCGUGUCAGCCAGCGAAACUGUGGUGCACCAAUCGCGCUGCCAGGUGUGCAGGAGUGGACCCGUCAUUGGACUUCGGUAUCAGUGCCUCAGGUGUGUGAACUUUAACCUCUGCCAGUCAUGCUACUUGACCUGCCAGACAGAUGGACGUCACCGACUCUCCCACCCAACUCUGGAGUUCUGUCGCCCACCAUCCACCAAGGAGAGCCUGAAAGUUUUCUCAUGGACACUGAGGACAUUACUGGGUGGACGUCACAAGAGGACAGGACCUCGGAAUGUCGUGAUGCCCAAGAUGGGCACACGGCCAGGGGUGGCGGAGCAGAGAUGGUGAGUCUAACUGGCUCUCGAGAGACAGACACCUCCACCUGCAUGGUCAUUCAUUUGGCUCAUGUCUUUCUGCAGGCCAGGGGUGCACUUCUAUCCUGGAGACCUCAAGCCCGCAGUUAAGACCCUCGUCGGGGACGGUCACUCUAGGAGAGCCACUAAAGCUGUGCAUGAGGAGUCUGCUUUGGAAGGCUGGCAGUGGUCAUUAGAGCCUCAGCCGCCUGUCCAGAGGAGCAAGAGGGCCUUGUCUGACCCAGACAUGCGACAGCCACUGGCAGCCAUGCAGGAGGUGCCCGCCGUCAGCAGGGAGCUGACCCGAUGGAGGAGUAUGGCCGUCAUGGAGCUGAACGUUCAGGACGAACAGUGCCAGCGACUUGAAGCUCACAUCGAUGUCCUGACAGAGCACAACAAGACCCUGCAGGCCCAGCUUGGACACGUCCGUCAGCUUCUGCAGGUACCAUCAGGCAGCCUGGAGCCGCUGGACGAGACCCUGUGGUCCCUCACUUUGUGUCUUUUACAGAUGAGCCUGGUGGACACUGGAAAUCUGGAUGGACGAGACUUGGAGAACUCAAGAGGUCAACUGACCUUCGCUGGAACAGAAGAGCAUGCUGGGAUAGAACAAGGGGUUAAUUGGAAACAAAGUGUGCCAAGUGGCAGCGGGCAAGGGGAGCGCCAGGCUGGCAUCAGAGGGAUGGACGGUCAAGAGGUGACUUGUUCUGCAGAUCCGUACACCUCCCUGAAGAUGGAGCUGCUGGACGCAGCUGAGCUGCUAGGACAGUCACUGUGUCACCUUGUGGACAAGGCCACUCUGCCACCUUCAUGAACAGCUGGGCCUUGUGUUGACUGGCCAUGCAGGGACAGCCACCCCAAGGGACAGAGCACCACAGAACACACUGGGGGUUCACUGCCAAGACUUUAUUAGUGGUCAGACACGGGAGCGGGGCCUCCUGAAGGACAGUGCCUGGUCCAGGGGGGGUGGUCCGCCCGGUCCACUUUGGUGGACGUGGAUUCCAAUCAG
Messenger RNA from Erpetoichthys calabaricus (reedfish), 2336 nucleotides. RefSeq lists its product as uncharacterized. The transcript has 8 exons. The coding region runs from base 1383 to 2141 and encodes 252 amino acids. The record is from RefSeq and is a predicted model, not a curated record. Lineage: Eukaryota; Metazoa; Chordata; Cladistia; Polypteriformes; Polypteridae.